Molecule: messenger RNA, 5820 nt
Organism: Mya arenaria
Lineage: Eukaryota; Metazoa; Mollusca; Bivalvia; Myida; Myidae
Exons: 12
Coding region: 1-3456 (1151 amino acids)
Biological process (GO): protein ubiquitination
Molecular function (GO): ubiquitin-protein transferase activity; metal ion binding
Source: RefSeq, a predicted model, not a curated record
AUGAAAGGAGAACUCGCUCAAACCACGGAAGGCAGGCGAAAGGAUCCUGGCCCGGACGUUGAGGAAACGGAAGUACAAGAUGUUUGUGCCAGAUGCAAAGAAACGAAAGGUCUGUGUGGGUGCAUUAUCUUUGAAGAUGACCGCGUUGUACUGUCUGUUACCAAAUUUGAGAAACCAUACAUUGUACCAAUGCGAUUCCAAAAGUUUCAUGGAAAAGAAUUACCUUGGCAAAUCAUGAAAAGUAAACAAGCUUUAUUCGCCUCCGAACUGAAAUCAUGUAAAACCGAUUUUGCCAGGGAUAACAGAAUUGCCUUCGAGUUCACAUUACCAAUAUACACCGGUAAAGAUCCGCACGAAAUAGGUGAUAUUGAUGUAAACGAGUUUGAUAUUGACGAUUCGUGUGCUUUCGAAGGCGAAUUUUCUUUACCUCUGAAACUGAAUUAUACCAAUAUAAACGAUGAUAUCAGUAGUUUUUCUGCAUCAAACUUUUUAAACAACAAUCAGUUUGACUCCAUUAGCACCUCGAGUUCAGACACGCCAUGUAAGUGUGCAGACAUUGAGCAAGAAGGACUCGUUGAGGACUGUGAUAGAAAAGUGUGGUUAGACGGUACGUUACAGUGUGGAAAACAUGCCAGCAUAAGUUUUGAGUGGAUGAAGUGUGAAGGCGACGCGAAUAUUCCGUCGUCCGUACGUUUGGACUCCAUUGUGCCAUGUGAUUCCCCAGACAACUGUGAUUUCCCUUCAUUUGAUACGUCAUUAUGUGAUGCUUACAUUGACGGGCAACCACCUAAUCUAAAAGUAGAAGUAAAUUCUAACACAAAUGAUGUCGUUGUUGAAAGCAAAUCGCUAAACGUGGCGACUGAUACAAAUAAGAUAGUAUCCGGUUCUAUUAACAAUCAGAAAACGAGCACUUCGGAUGAAAAUCGCCUGAGUGCAAAAUGCUUCGCCAAUGCUCAACAAUUAGGACAAGAAAACUCUUUGUCGUCAUUUUCAAAUUUGUCUACAGACACUGUUGUAAGAGACACGACUGAUGAAACUUUGGUUUCUGUGAUCAAUGGUGAUGAUGGUCACGAUGAUAACAUUCCUGCAAAAGUUAGAGAAAACACGGUUUUAUCUAAUUGUAAAGUAGCACACUUAAAAGGUGCAAACCUAGGCCAUGACGAAGAGGCAGAUGAAAUAAAAGACGUAGAUAAACCGACAGAAGCAGAGCCAGAAGAUUCUGAUUACACCUCAAACUCAGUCGAUGUCUUAGAUGAAUAUCUAAUAAGCAUUUGUGAUACAGAGAACGAGUUACAAACCGAUGUUGGUUUGGCAAACAUACUAAAGCGGAAGGUUACAAGGACCGAAGAUGAUAACAGAAUUAUAGUGCUUCAUGAAUUAAAGGAAAACGAAGGCAGAGAACCAGAAAGUGAAGUGAUAUCUAACAUUAAGGAAAAUGCAAACUGUAGUGGUGAGGAAGAAAAUGCAGAAAACGAAAAUACCACAAUUACAGGUAACAGUGCAAUAGAAACACAUGUAUCACCCGCCGAGACAUGGUUCGAUAUGUUUAAUGUGGCGAGCGAAAGUAUUGACUUUUCCCUUCCACCUUCUGAGUUUCGAAGAAGACUACACGAACGUUUUGAAAUGUUCCCCUUUAAACGUCCUGACUCGUCAACUUCAAGAAUACUUGGCAGGGGGGAAGGCGAGAUGUCGGAGUUUGCUCGUAGUUUGUAUGAGAGCGUAGAAAAUGGUCUGGAGCCGGAAGAAGACCGGAGCAGCACCAGUAGUUCCCCAAUACCUUCCAUCGUCUCUUCCGGUCGCAGUUCGCCUUUCGGAACCGAAACUGGUGUUGAUGUAACUUUUCCAUCUAGUCAUUGCGAGACGCUGGAAAUGGAAGAUCUUUUAGGUGCCGUUGGAGGUCGAGCUGAGAAGGGAAAAAUCUCAGAUAUUGAAAAUGAACAGCAAAGCUCUGAAGUGAAUGACCUUGUACCUGAUCUUCCCGAUCACUGGACAGGAUACAUGCAAGAGCAGUUAUUGAAGUGCAAGAAGGUUGAGGGACUGCCCCGGAGUUUCCGUGCCACGGUGUUCUGUGUGGAUGCAUCGCGUCACGUGUCCAGCACUGAGUGGAGUCACGUCUGCCGUUCUCUGAAAACAUUCCUUGAAUACGUGGGUUGGGUCCGACGGGAGUUCGGGAUCGAGGAGUACGUAGCGCUUGUGAUCACCGGAACGGAAACGUCCGUCACCGUCCACCUCACCACUGACCUCAAACGAGUCGAGGCGGCCCUUGACACUGUUAAACCUGGCGGAGAGUGUUUCAUGUUACCUGCCUUAGCCCUGUCAAUGUACUGCCUCGCACCAUUCCAAGUACGCCGUGCAAUUAUUGUUUUAGGGAGGAGUUUUCCUCAAGUCCAUGACGUCAUAAUGGAAAACAGAAUAAUAGUCAUAUCGGCCGGCCAUGUUAGCCACUGGAGUCAUAGCAUGCCAGUAGACGGCGGGACCGGCCAGAAUGUCACCGAUACAGCGUCGGCGAUACAGGAGAUCACGGACAGUAUCCGGAAGUGGCCGUGGAAAGCCAUCAAGGUGCAGCUUCACCUCGUGCCCGGUGUAGGACAGGUAGACAUGGUGUUCUUCGAGGAGAUCGGGUCUGUGCCGCUGCCGGAGACCAAGGUGGUGGUGCACGAAAGUCACGGGGGUAGCCUCGAUAUGGAACAGCUUGCCAGAUCUACAUAUAACCACUACAUAACGGGCCAGAUCACGUGCCAGAUGUUCCGGGCGAGUGAAGCCUUCCAGAGGGACGUCUUCUGCAACCUUGUGCAAACCCUGUUUCCGGACAGGACGCAUCGCGAUCUGGCGAGCAUGUGUGAGAUAGCAGAGACCGCGCAUGCGGAGUACGUGGCCCAGAAAAACGAACCGGAGUCAGGCGACAGCUGGCGCCUCGAACGCAAGGAGCUGCCUCUUCUAGGAUCUCGAGUGACCGUAGGACCGGAUAUGGACGAAAGCACGAAAGCAUGUGUUGCAGGAAGAGGAACGGUCGUAGGGCAUUUGAAAAGCGGAGGUCAAGUAAGUGUGUGUUGGGAUAAUGGCUACCAGAACGAGUGUUGCUUUAACCCAAAGGGUAAGUAUGAAGCGCUGCCGGACGACUCACCGGUUAACGGACGUGGCCAUGACGUUAUACGACCGGGAUUCACCGUUAGAAGAGGUCCAGACUGGGCGUACGGGGAGCAGGAUGGAGGCCCAGACCAGGUGGGCCACGUGCUGCACGUGAGCCGUGACCGUUCCGUUCUCGUCCGCUGGCCAAACGGCCGCCUCCAGAACUACCGCUACAACUGUGGCGGGCUAUACGACGUCGUCAUAUCGGACGCUGACGACCCCCUGGGGAUGGAAGCAUAUACUACCAAGAUGAACAAGCGAAAUAUGCAACGCUGUACCGCACAACCGGAUCUGUGUCUCACCGUGGCCGCGGGCGGCCGUGACUAGUGCAGCCAAAUGAGUUCUGUUGAAUGUGCAUCAUGAACUCCGCCGAUAAUUUAAGCAUAUCAUGACUAUUGUCUUAACAGUUGUAAUUAAGUGUACAUCAAAUGUACCAUACAUGACGCAUAUUCAGGUUAACUAUAAAAGUAUUGUUUACAUGUGCUCAUAUCUACCGGUGCCAUACUUUUUAUGCCUAAUUAUGAUGACCCACAUACUAGUAAUUUUAAACAGAAGCGUUUGUAGUUUUCGUUAAAGUAUCUUUCUUUCUUUUUAAACUUGAAAUGUUGUUCGAGUUGGUUUAAAAUGAAACAUUAAAUGAUUGUUGAUAAAAAAAAGUCUGGAAAUGAGCUGUUAUCAAGUACUGUCAGGUUCGCUCAUUCGUGUACCGGCGUGACGACACUCUCUCGUUAUCUAGUGUUUUAAACGUUUUGCAAAAGUAUAAUUUGAAAAACUGGUAACUUUCGAAGAGUAAGAAUAAUCAAUAAACAUUACAAUAACUCGCAUAACCACCAUUAAUUCAUUUUGCAUUCAAAUGAAUUAUAUAUUGUCAUUUACAUAUCUUUAUAAUUACACAGUAAUGGACAGCGGCCGACUUUUCUGACGAACCCUACUACUAAACAUAUGAGGGUUUUUUCAUUCCUGUAUUAUUUGUGUCAGUAAUAUUGUUUGUAUCUGCAUUUAUCAAUGUGCCAUUGGAUGUCCGUCUUGCUUGUUUCAUUGGAUGUCCGUCUUCCAUCUGUCCGUCCACAAUAAUAUCGUGCACUGAUUUAUCUACAUUUUUGAAGCAAUCCUAUUAACAGCCAGAGCCAUGGGGUCUUUCUCAGCGUUUGCGAACAGUCCCUGGCAACAUGCACACCAAGUUUCAUUUGAAUAUAUGUAUGACAAACGCUGGCGUUCUUCAAAAAAAGACUAGGUGAUCAAGUCAUAGAAAACCUUUUAAACACAGUUUCAUCGGAUAUCAAUUAAACUUGUUCAAAAUGAUUGACUAUAAAUUCUAGACCAAUACCGAAAAUGAAAAAUGCCGGCUCAAAGACAAGGUCACUACUUCAAAUAAUACAGAAAAAAAAUAAUUCUAAACAGUAUUAUUAUUCGGAAUUGUUGACCAAUAUGAUACUGCUCAGUAUGAAUGUAUUCAUGGACUUUAGGAAUCGUUUGAAUAUGCGACAUGUCACCAAGUACGCCACCAAGUCAAAUCAUACAAACAUCUUGUGACCAAUAAAGUCUUGUUGUUUUUUUUCUAUUUUACUAAAACUGUGAAACUUAUAUGUACCAGAAAUUGGCAGAUAGGCAGUUUCUGGUUAACACAAUUGGUUCGUCUUUCCAUGUCAUUGGCUUCUGUCAUAUUUAUAUCUGAUGGACGUGUUCAUUGCAGAAUGUUAUUGGCUUCUGUCAUGUUUAUAUCUGAUGGACGUGUUCAUUGCAGAAUGUUAUUGGCUUCUGUCAUGUUUAUAUCUGAUGGACGUGUUCAUUGCAGAAUGUCAUUGGCUUCUGUCAUAUUUAUAUCUGAUGGACGUGUUCAUUGCAGAAUGUCAUUGGCUUCUGUCAUAUUUAUAUCUUAUGGACAUGUUCAUUGCAGAAUGUUAUUGGCUUCUGUCAUGUUUAUAUCUGAUGGACGUGUUCAUUGCAGAAUGUCAUUGGCUUCUGUCAUGUUUAUAUCUGAUGGACGUGUUCAUUGCAGAAUGUCAUUGGCUUCUGUCAUGUUUAUAUCUGAUGGACGUGUUCAUUGCAGAAUGUCAUUGGCUUCUGUCAUGUUUAUAUCUGAUGGACGUGUUCAUUGCAGAAUGUCAUUGGCUUCUGUCAUGUUUAUAUCUGAUGGACAUGUUCAUUGCAGAAUGUCAUUGGCUUCUGUCAUGUUUAUAUCUGAUGGACGUGUUCAUUGCAGAAUACAAAUGUACUUUAAGGGACUCGUUCACACAUAAACCAAUUACGUCUGUGUGAAAUUUUAACAUAUGUUUGAAACAUUAAUAAAACAUCAUCACAAGUUCAAAUCAGAGCUCUGCCGUUAAUUGCCACACUACUGCUCGAUUUUGCCGAAGAGCUUUAGCAACGCGUUUGAAAACUGAAUAAUUUACGGCUACUAAAACUACAAUAUUAUGUCUCAAUGAGAAUGUUCCUGUUGCUGUUUGGUAUUUGUUAAAUGAAAGUAUGUAAAUAAAUAUAUUUGAACAAAGUUUGAAAAAAUACAUGUAUGUGAACGAGACACUUAUAACUUGUGUUUUAUUACCAAUUUAUCACAAUGUGAAGCUGUUACAUAAUAACACCGUAUUUUGUACGGUAAGUAAGUACCUUCUUAUAUUUGUAUGCAUUUUUAUCAAAAAAUUUGUUAUUCCAAUAAAAUUGUUGACUUGAAACAUUUCUUUUAUUACACCC